Onychostruthus taczanowskii (white-rumped snowfinch) is the source of this 1062-nucleotide messenger RNA. It is a transcript of the gene GCM1, whose product is annotated as glial cells missing transcription factor 1. Gene Ontology annotation, cellular component: nucleus. Gene Ontology annotation, biological process: regulation of transcription by RNA polymerase II; gliogenesis. Gene Ontology annotation, molecular function: DNA-binding transcription activator activity, RNA polymerase II-specific; RNA polymerase II cis-regulatory region sequence-specific DNA binding. The transcript has 5 exons. The coding region runs from base 100 to 723 and encodes 207 amino acids. Lineage: Eukaryota; Metazoa; Chordata; Aves; Passeriformes; Passeridae. The record is from RefSeq and is a predicted model, not a curated record.
AGCUUCCUGGUUGUAAACUGCUUGAGACUGCUGACAGCCAGGUAACUUCAAAAGCAGCCAGGAGCGACUUUCUUGCUAACUUUGGGAAGGAAUUCAAAAAUGCUGAAAGGUGCAGAUGAUUCUGUUAUGGAGCAGGAGGACUCUGCUUCCCGACAUGGAGAAAUGACGAGUUGGGAUAUCAAUGACAUCAAACUUCCUCAGCAUGUGAGCCAGACAGACUGGUUUCAAGAAUGGCCAGAUUCCUACGUAAAACAUAUCUAUAGCUCAGAGGAUAAAAAUGCUCAGAGGCACCACAGCAGCUGGGCAAUGAGAAACACCAACAACCACAACUCUCGCAUCUUAAAAAAGUCCUGCCUUGGGGUGGUGGUUUGUGGUAACAACUGCUCUACCUUGGAUGGGAGGAAGAUCUACCUAAGACCAGCCAUAUGUGAUAAAGCCAGGCAAAAACAACAGCGGAAAUGCUGUCCAAACUGCAGUGGACCACUGCGGCUCCUUUCCUGCCGAGGCCACGGUGGUUACCCAGUUACCAACUUCUGGAGGCAUGAAGGCCAAUUCAUAUUUUUCCAGUCCAAAGGAGCUCACGACCACCCACGUCCAGAAACAAAACUAGAAGCAGAAGCAAGAAGAUCAAUCCAAAAAGCAAAGACAGCUUUUUCUUCAUCUUCUCUAAGACUAAAAAGAGUCCAGGAGAUUGAGGGGAAAAUAAAUAUACUUAGUUUAUGAAGUACAAAGGAAAACUUCACACUGUGGCAAGCCACCUCACAGCACAACAGCAACAGUGUGCACCGCCCCGGGAAACACAGGAAGCCGCAUCCCAAAGCUGUUGUUUACUACAAAGCUGCAACAAUCUGCAGGGGCAGCACUACCUCGGGAAUAAAAUAAAAUUUAAAAAGAGGAAAAAAUCAAGCGGGCAAAUUCCUUUGCCAAAAAAUAAGUUUGCAAACUAAAUCUGGCAGAUUUGUUUUAGCAACUUCAGCAAUCUCUUGGACUGGAAGUAGAAUUAAUUAAAAGAAGUUUACUUACUGUGUUAAUUUAGUAUGGAAACAUAGGGGUCACAGGGCU